Paramisgurnus dabryanus is the source of this 2250-nucleotide messenger RNA. RefSeq names its product CD37 molecule (gene cd37). The record is from RefSeq and is a predicted model, not a curated record. NCBI's taxonomy places the organism in Eukaryota, Metazoa, Chordata, Actinopteri, Cypriniformes, Cobitidae. Gene Ontology annotation, cellular component: plasma membrane.
AUGAUCUCAAGAGAGACGACCACAUUUCAUUUUUCUGCAUUAUCUACAGUAUCUGACUUUGACCUGUUUAUUUAAGAUAUGGCGUCUGAGUUCUGCCUUAGUUUCACCAAAUACUUCCUGUUCCUCUUUAACCUAAUGUUCUUUAUUUUCGGAUCGCUAGUCUUAGCUUUGGGACUAUGGGUGCAAUUUUCAAAUGAAAACGAUUUCAUGGCCAUCAUUCCCUACAUCUCCAGCUCUCUCUUCUCCAACUUACUGAUCAUCAGUGGAUCUGUGACUUUGUCAUUGGGCUUUCUGGGGUGUUUGGGAUCUCUGAGGACUGUCAAAUGCUUACUAGCAACUUACUUCAUUCUUCUGACGGUUCUUUUCGCGGCACAGAUAGUGGGUGGGGUUCUUCUCUACACACAGACGACGGAGCUGGAGAAUAAACUGAAGGAGCAAACGUUUUCACUAAUAAAGUCAUUUGAAAAGAAUGAUUCCAGUCUUCGGAAAUUUGAGAAAACCCUUGAGUACAUUCAGGAAACGGGCGAAUGCUGUGGAUGGGGCGGAAAAUACGACUGGAAUCAUGUACCCUGUUCAUGCUACUAUAUAGAAAAUGCCACUGACGCAAUACAUAAAAUCGAGGAUCAGUGUCCCCAAUGUAAAAAUUCUUCCAUUUCAAAUUACAACUGCAGCACUUAUGACAAGGGUUGCAGUAAAAAAAUAAUAGACUGGGUGAACAAUAAUCUUCUCUUCAUUUUGGUGGUUAUUUUAGCCACUGCUGCGGUGGAGAUAUGUGGUAUGAUCCUUUCGAUGUAUCUGUAUAAAGAAAAUUCUGUGGAUUACAGCACAUUUCCGUAUUAAGAUGGCCAGAGACCACCAACGGAAAAAGACCCUUUCUGUCAUUCAUAAAUGUGAUAAUUUGUUAAUGGGAUUUUGUUGCGAUUAUUAUUUUUCUGGAUAGCGUUCAGUAUAUUUUUAUACAAUUCAUACCAAUCCCACAAACUCCAACCAACACCAACAUUGCAAUUUACAUUUGUUUGAUCAGUGUUAGUUUAUUGGUGUUGGUUGGUGUUUGUUGGAUCAGUGUGAUAAGUCAAUCACUUUUAGAUAAAAAAACAUAUUUUUUCUAUUAUACUUAUUCAGUAUAAGAAGUUUACUUUGUGUUUAUAAAGAAUAACGUAUUCUGCAAAUCUGUUCAUGUAAAAUUUUAAAAGAUAGAAACAUUAAGAAAUGAAUCUGUAAACAAGAAUGUUUGUGUUUUUGCUUUAGCCGUAGGGUAUAACCAGCACAUUAGGGUGGGACAGUGUAAUGUUACACCAUUGUUCUGCACACAAAGCCUAUGACCUGAAUAUUGUGGCAAACUGUGGGAAUCAUUUUUUUUAUAUCUAAAUUAUUAAUUCUCAGUUUGAACCUUAAUACAUUUAUUUUUUAACAAAAUUUCAAGCUUAAUCACAGUUACAGUAUUAUGUACAUGGUCAGCGUUUGAAUGAGGUUUUCAUUGUUUUUAAAGAUGUCAGUGUAUUCAAUAAGUCAAUAAAGCUAAAGUAAUUGUAAAGAAACUGUUGCUAUUGAAUGAAAUGUUAAUAAACUUUAAAAAUUACAAUUUAAAAGUUGUUUUUAUGCUAUUAGAGCUGCUAUUUAAACAUGGUAUUUAAUCUGAGGAUCUGGCACAGAAGAUACAGAAGAUAUGUGAUACACCUGAGCCGAUAUAAUAGGUCAGGGAGGCGGACACUUGCAUGUCAUAUAUAUACAAAGUAUUUGCUUUGUUGAUCUUUUAGACAAUUUCUAGAGGAACAGUUCAGAUUAAGAAGACUAGUUUAAAGCAAAAACAUGGAAUCUCGUACAUUGGUUCUGGUGGUGUUUUUAGGUGUCGUCUGCGUUGCACAGGCACUUUGGUGUAACUACUGCAAAAAGAUCGACAAAGACCAUCCCUACUGUGAUCAAAUAGAGGAGAGAGAAUGCGCCUCCGGUCACAAUAAAUGCAUUAAGAUCACAAUGCAACAUCCAGCCUACGGUGAGGUGCGCAGAUGUGCCACCGAAAAGGAGUGUGAGGCCCGAGUGCCUAAGGAGGUUAUUAAACAAUGCUGCAGUGAUGGUGACCUUUGCAACUAACCGGCUCCAUCAGCCAAAUGUAUUUUGCAAUGUGGUCUGUUAAAACCUUGAACUUGUACUACUUAAAAAUGCACAUAUGUUGAAGUUGGAUUGCUCUUUAUUUAAUACAUGUAAAUUAUAGGAGAAAUAUUAUAAAUAAAAUCUGACCAGCAAAAGCAA